Cooperia oncophora is the source of this 513-nucleotide messenger RNA. NCBI's taxonomy places the organism in Eukaryota, Metazoa, Nematoda, Chromadorea, Rhabditida, Trichostrongylidae. The record is from the annotation of a GenBank genome assembly.
AUGGAAAAAUACGAGAAACUUGGCAAAAUCGGUGAAGGAUCGUACGGAGUCGUUUACAAAUGUCGGAACAGAGAUAAUGGAAUGAUUGUUGCCAUCAAGAAGUUUUUCGAAACCGAAGACGACCCUCAAAUAAAGAAAAUCGCUUUGAGAGAAAUACGGAUGCUCAAGCAACUGAAACAUCCAAAUCUCGUGUCAUUGCUGGAGGUCUUCAAACGAAAUCGCAAAUUGCAUCUGGUAUUCGAGCACUGUGAUCGUACGAAAUACUCCAAAUGGUCGGAGGUACCGGAGGAGCUGACGAAGAAAAUCACUUGGCAACUACUUGAAGCUCUGCGAUUUUGUCAUUCACAUAAGUGUAUACACAGAGAUGUGAAACCGGAGAACAUCCUCCUCACCAAGAAUGACGUAGUCAAAUUGGCUGAUUUCGGUUUCGCUAGGAUAAUCAAUCCUCAAGAAAUGUACACCGAUUACGUAGCAACGCGAUGGUAUCGAAGUCCUGGUGAGUCUAAAGUCUAG